AAAAAGGUCGCCAUUACAGUGUCGGAACAAUCAUAAAAGUAUCUGGAGGAUUUAUUUAUUUCAAGGUGAAGCAACUAUAAGUUGGUGAGUCCUGCUGUUGAAAGAUUCAGUAACAAAUGGCUGAAAAACAUCUUAAAAACUACCUGAGCUGUCAUGUGUGUUCAGAGACUUUCAGAGAUCCUGUGUCUCUGAGCUGCAACCACAACUUCUGUUCAAGCUGCCUGCAGAAAUUCUGGGAACAAGCUGGAAACAAAAACUGUCCCAUUUGUAAAAGAAAAUCAUCUGAGGACGAUCCAAAGGAGAACUUUGGAUUAAAGGAACUGGCUGAUUCUUUUGCUGGAAGACAGAAAUCUGGAUCAUGUGAAACAGAAAAAGAAGUAAAGACAUUGACUGUGUGUACUAAACAUCCAGAAAUUCCUUAUUGGUUCUGUGAGGACGAGCAGAGAGCUGUGUGUCCUGUCUGUGAGUUUUCUCUCCACCAGCAUCACAAAGUGGUUCCUAUAGAACAAGCAGUCAGUGACCUGAAGGAGCAGCUGAAAUGUGACUUAAAGUCUCUGCAGGACAAGAGGAACACAUACAAACAAGUGGAGGAAACAUACAAUGAUGUGAUUCAACACUCCAACAAGCAGCUGUUGUCCACAGAGAAGCAGAUCAGAGCAGAGUUCAACAAGCUGCAGCAGUUCCUGAAAGAGGAAGAGGAGUCCAGACUGGCAGCUCUGAGGGAGGAAGAGGAGCAGAAGAGGAAGACUAUCAGCAGAGAGAUGAAGAAGAUUCAGGAUCACAUCUCCUCUCUGUCAGACAGCAUCUGUGCUGUUGAAGAAGACCUGCAGAAAGACAACGUGCCAUUCCUCAGCAGUUAUAAAGCCACUCAGAGCAGAAGCAGAACCCAGUGCUCACUGUCAGAUCCACAGCUGGUCUCAGGAGCCCUGAUAGAUGUGGCCAAACACCUGGGCAACCUGUCCUUCAGAGUCUGGGAGAAGAUGAAGGAGAAGGUCCACUUCAGUCCCGUCAUUCUGGACCCAAACACUGCAAAUUCAUGUCUCUAUCUGUCUGAUGAUCUGACCAGUGUGAGAUAUGGAGACAAAAAGCAGCUUCCUGAUAAUCCAGAGAGAAACACAAAGUACCCCACUGUGUUUGGCUCUGAGGGCUUCAGCUCAGGGAAACACAGCUGGGAGGUGGAGGUGGGAGAUCAUCCGGACUGGCUGGUGGGUUUGGUUAAAGAGUCUGUUGACAGGAAGGGAGAAUUAUAUGCUUCACCAGAAUAUGGAAUCUGGCCUUUAGUGCACGGUAAUGGAAAAUACACUGAUUGUGUUGGUAAGACUGUCACAGUGGAGAAGAGUCUCCAGAGGAUCAGAGUCCAGCUGGACUAUGACAGGGGGGAGGUGUCCUUCUACAACCCUGAAGACAUGACUGACAUCUACACUCACAGAGACACUUUCACUGAGAAACUCUUCCCAUAUUUCAGUGUUGCUUCAGCUGGAGAAGCAAAAACCUCUGAUAUCAAAAUUUGUCAAACUCUUGUUUCUCUGAGAUUUUCAGAAAAAUGAAUCAGAUGUUCAAACUUUUACCAUCAUAAAUUGUUGUUCAUCAAUAGUUUUCAGACUUUUACACGUCAAACUUUUUAAAUCAUUGAUACAAAUCAGCAGUCUGAUUUAAUCUUUAUACUAAAACAGAUUCAAGGCUUCUUAAAUGAUUUUCUUCAUGUAAAUAUUUUCUAAUCUUGCUUUACUUAUAUUAGAUCUCUGCCCAACAAGUCACUGUUAGUUCAUGACUCCAUCAUUUCUCACAAAUGAGAUUUUCUUUUUAUUUCAGAAACAUGGUUAACAGAAGGCACAAGUUCUACUUUUCUUAAUAAAACAGCAGCCAAAAUGUUAGUUUUAUGAAUAAAUGCUGAAAUGGGAGGAGAGGAGGUGGAGAAGCUGCCUCAUUUAAAGAUGCAUUUCCAUGGAAAGAGAUUUCAUUUGGGAAUUUUAUUUCUUUUCAAUAUCUUAGUUUUAUUUUAAGGGGUGCCUCCAUAAUUGCCUGUCUGCCUAUUUUUGGAAUUUGGUUAAAUUUAUAUGUUAUAAUUUAUAUAUAUAUAUUCUUCAUCACAAGUGCUUCAUCCAGCUGUGUCAUUAGUUUGUAAAUAGAUUCAUUUUCUUCUUGUUUUUAAUUAACUUUACUGAAUAAAGUCAAAUGUUUAAAAUACAGAAAAAGAAAGAAAAUAAAAUUUUAUCCUGUAAAAUCAUUUCAGCCAAAGUUUUAUUUUACUUUAGAUCAAAGUUAUUGAACGUGGAAACUUCUGCUCAUGAUUUUAUGUCUGAACUUUGUCGUUAGGAUUUUUUCUGUCUGUUCAGAUCAAUUAAUUCCAGCUUUUAAUCUUUAAACUAGAAAUAUUUACAUGCUCAUUUAGAUGUUUCCAGAAGUAAUAAAUGUCAGAACAAUCAUCAUUUAUAGAUCGCUCUGUUGGAUGUUGAAGAGCUGAAAAUGUGAGAAAUAAAGUUUUACAUCUUUAAAAAGAGAUGUAAAACUCAGAUUCUCCAACUGGUCUGAGCUUCAGUGUUCAACAUUAGAAACAAGCAGAAAUCAAACCUAUUGAGGAGAAAAUUUCACUUUAUUUCUCCUCCACUGGAUGUUUGUUCACUAUUAAAUGUUGUGUGUAAAAUAAAGAAUAAAUCAGAGGUUUUCAGCAGUAUAUUCAUUCUUCAUCAAGUUUUCUAAGUUCACCUGCUUCAUUCAUGUUGACAGAGAAAUGUUUAAAGAGUCUGGACACACAGAGCUGGAAACAUGAGUCUUUUUAUUCUGCAGCUGCAUUAUGCAAACACAGUGUAUGAGAGGUGGAGAUUAUUGUAAAACUUUUCCAACCAGGAAACUUUGAUUCAAAGACUUUCACUUUGAUAUUA
Melanotaenia boesemani (Boeseman's rainbowfish) is the source of this 2882-nucleotide messenger RNA. RefSeq names its product nuclear factor 7, brain-like. Gene Ontology annotation, molecular function: protein binding; zinc ion binding. NCBI's taxonomy places the organism in Eukaryota, Metazoa, Chordata, Actinopteri, Atheriniformes, Melanotaeniidae. The record is from RefSeq and is a predicted model, not a curated record. The transcript has a single exon. The coding region runs from base 117 to 1547 and encodes 476 amino acids.